This is a messenger RNA of Labrus bergylta (ballan wrasse), 6545 nucleotides long. It is a transcript of the gene mark4b, whose product is annotated as MAP/microtubule affinity-regulating kinase 4b. Gene Ontology annotation, molecular function: protein serine/threonine kinase activity; tau-protein kinase activity; ATP binding. Gene Ontology annotation, biological process: intracellular signal transduction; protein phosphorylation; microtubule cytoskeleton organization. Gene Ontology annotation, cellular component: cytoplasm. The record is from RefSeq and is a predicted model, not a curated record. NCBI's taxonomy places the organism in Eukaryota, Metazoa, Chordata, Actinopteri, Labriformes, Labridae.
GCUGACGUCCCUCUCUCUCCCUGCCUCCCCUCUCUCUCUCCGUCUCUCUCUUGUCACUGUGUGUUUCGGGAGGUGGUGUGGUGUGGUUGGGGGGUGUCCCGGGUUUCUUUCAUCAUCUUCACCGAGAAGAAAACGUUAUGUUUUGGAAACACAGGACACUUCUUCUUCUUCUUCUGUAACGCCGGAGACCGUUGAAUUCACCGCCGGAGCCAUGGCAACGAGACCGAGUAAAGAAGAGCUAAAGGGCGGACUGGACUGAGAGACUGAACAUCCGCCGCUUUCUUUUCCAUUAAUCCGCAUUUUGCCGUUCAUUUAAACCCCCCCAAGGCUUCGUGCCACUUUGGCAGCUCCUGUUUCUGUUUUUCGUCUGGAGCCGCCGGCUUGACGUUUGCCACCAAGAAAAUCACAUUAGCAAGCUAACAGGAAAACAGACCCCCCUCCUCCUCCUCCUCCUCCUCCUCCUCCUCUUCCUCUUCUUCCCACUGAACCCGCGGUGGUCGAAGAAGGGACACAGCCUGAGAGACCACCUCUUGUGUUUCCCCCUUUUUCUUUUUUUUUUUUAAAACCCUCAUAUUGCCUCAAUGGUGGUGUUUCCGAUGCAGCUGGAAGUGAAGCCAUCAGGAUUGUUUCCUUUAUGGUCUUUGCGCACCGACAUGGUACGAUAACGUCUGAGGGCAGGAUCAGGGGGGUGAAAGUGAGAAGACAAGUGGGGGUUGUUUUUCCCCCUUCAGAUGAGGCGGGGUUGGUACCACCACCACCAUCAACACCACCAACACCACCACCAUCAACACAACAGCAGCAGCAGACAGACAUGAGGUGGAUGUAACCACUUUGUAUUUGAACGCAUCAUUUUAAGCUGGAUCACCGUCUUGUGGUGAUCUGUGCUGCCUUCAAGUACCGUGACAAAGAUGAUUGUAUGAGAGGUGAAGUUGUUUAUCCCCCCCUCCUCCUCCUCCUCCUCCUCCUCCUUCUUCCUGAUACAGAGCCUGGUGUGACUGACACUUUGGCUAACCUGGGCUGUGUGUUUUUAUAACCCAGUGUGAACAGAACCCCCCCCCCCCCCAAGUUCUUUAUUUCCUGUUGGACGACAAGACGAACUCAGGGACGGAAAAUGUCUUUACGCACGGCACUGCCUGGGAACGAGCGGACCGCGGACCAUCAUACCUCCCUGUCAGCCAGCCGCUCAGAGAAGGGUACUGGCUGGUCCAGCCGUUCGCUUGGUGCCCGAUGUCGUAACUCCAUUGCCUUGUGUUCAGAUGAGCAGCCACACAUUGGAAACUACCGGCUGCUCAAAACCAUCGGCAAAGGCAACUUCGCCAAAGUCAAACUGGCACGGCACAUUCUGACCGGCAGAGAGGUUGCAAUUAAGAUCAUAGACAAAACACAACUGAACCCGACCAGCCUUCAGAAGCUGUUUCGAGAGGUACGCAUCAUGAAAACUCUCAACCAUCCCAACAUUGUACAAUUGUUUGAGGUGAUUGAGACUGACAAGACUCUCUACCUGAUUAUGGAGUAUGCCAGCGGAGGCGAAGUGUUCGACUACCUCGUGGCUCACGGCAGAAUGAAGGAGAAAGAGGCCAGAGCCAAGUUCAGACAGAUUGUCUCAGCGGUGCACUACUGUCAUCUGAAGAACAUUGUUCACAGAGACUUGAAGGCAGAGAAUCUACUGUUAGACGCUGACGCCAACAUCAAAAUAGCCGACUUUGGCUUCAGUAAUGAGUUCUCUGCGGGCAGUAAACUGGACACAUUCUGCGGCUCCCCUCCGUACGCGGCCCCAGAGCUGUUCCAGGGGAAGAAGUACGACGGUCCAGAGGUGGACAUCUGGAGCCUGGGGGUCAUCUUGUACACGCUGGUCAGCGGGUCCCUGCCCUUUGACGGACAGAACUUAAAGGAGCUGCGGGAGCGUGUUUUAAGGGGGAAGUAUCGUGUGCCCUUCUACAUGUCUACAGACUGUGAGGGAAUCCUGCGCCGCUUCCUGGUUCUCAACCCUACCAAGCGAUGCUCACUGGAGCAAAUAAUGAAAGAUAAGUGGAUGAAUGUUGGCUAUGACGGCGAGGAGCUGAAGCCCCACUCAGAGCCGGUGGAGGACUUAAACGAUACUAGCCGCAUCGAUGUUAUGGUCGGGAUGGGCUUCACCAGAGAUGAAGUCCGAGAUUCACUGGUCAGUCAAAAGUAUAAUGAGGUCACUGCCACUUACCUGCUGCUGGGACGCAAAAAUGAGACGGACGGCAGUGAAUCUCGGACGGGCAGCAGUCUGAGUCUAGCCCGAGUCCGACCCAGCGCCAUGACCAACGGGACCAGCAAACACACCACCUCAUCAUCCGCUGCCACUUCUUCCUCCUCUGGCCACAAGACACAGCGCAGUGCCUCCACUUACCACCGCCAGAGACGACACUCUGACUUCUGUGGUCCAGCAGUCCCAGGGUCAACGCAUCCAAAGCGGAGUCCCAGUGGUACGGCUGAAGGGGCGGGGCUUAAGGAGGAGCGGACGUCUAUACGGAAGCCGAGCACAAACCCUGUGGGAUCCCGUAGCAUCCCGACCCCGUCUAGUCCCAUGGUCAGCUCUGCUCACAACCCAAAUAAAGCCGAGAUACCUGACCGACGCAAGGAAGCUAACUCAACCACGGUACAGAAACAUUUAAAUAAUAUCCCUGCUAGUGCCAUGACCCGGAGGAACACGUAUGUGUGUACGGACCGAACCAACACUGAAAGAAACUCACUGCUGCAAAACGGCAAAGAAAACAGUUCCAUAUCCCACCGCCUCCCCCCUGCUUCGCCCUCAACCCACAGCAUAGGUGGUGCCUCUGGCGUCUCCUCCACGUCCUCCACGCCCUCCUCCCGCCUCUCCCGGGGCACCACGGUGAGGAGCACUUUCCACGGCGGGCAGAUCAGAGACCGCCGGCCUCCCUCCCACGCUCCCCCAGCCUCCCCUACACUGUCUCAUGACUCCAGCCCGCUGCCCCACGCCAGGACUCGGGCCACAACCAACCUGCUUAGCAAACUCACCUCCAAGCUGACCCGCAGGGUCACAGACGAACCUGAGAGAAUCAGCAGAUCUCCGGUCACAAGUCGCCAUCUAUCUGGGCAUCAGAAAGCGGCCGAGCCCCGGACCCCCCGAUGCGGCUGGGAUGUGAGGGUGCGGAGCCCCCGCGACCCGGCCGAGGUGGUGCUAGCGCUGCGCGAGGCGGCUCAGGGCUGCGGGUGCCAGGUCCACCUCGCGGGUCCUUUCCUCCUCUCCUGCACCCACGGAGCAGCCGGCGCUCGCGUCGCCUUUGAGGCCGAGGUCUGCCAGCUGCCCAGCGGGCUGGGCCAGAGCAGCGGUGUGAGGUUCAAGCGCCUGUGGGGGGCGCCGUUAGCCUUCAGAGACAUUGCCACCAAAGUGUCCAAAGAGCUGGAGCUCUGAGGGCGACGGGAGGCGGGGCAGAUUGACGACGGGCGGGACAAGUUGACGACUGAGGAGGGCUGAGGAGGAGGAGGAGGAGGAAACCAUCGACUCCUCCUCUUCCUCCCUGGGCUUCACCUCAUCUGUUGUGGCUAGUGAUGCCUCGCCUCCGCCAAAGACCCUCUUCUCCUGAUGCCACAAACAGAUGCGCAGACACGUAGACCGACAUCAGCAGACUCAUGACCCCCCUUGACCUUGGAGCUGUCAGUGACCCUCGCCUCCUGCUUAGAAACCUCCGUAUUGUGUGAGCCCUCAGAGUCACCGUUUUGUUUUUUUUAUAAUUCAUGUUUGAUGAUGAUAUGGACGGUGUUGUUGAGAGUGAUGGAGAGUGAGGAUUUCUUGUUGUUGUUGUUGUUGUAAUUCCUAUUCGAUCUUAUUUGUCAUCAUUCCUUUUUAAAGAGCUGCUAUUUAAAGAUACUUUUUUGUGUUUUAAAUUUAUUUUCUGUCUUUAAAUGCUUUUUAAAUGAGCAGGAGUUUGACAUCUGUUGUCAUUCUUGGAAGCCGGUGUUGCAUAUUUAAUGAGUGAGGGCGCAGUGUGACCCCCGGGCAUCUAGAGGGAGACAUGCAGAAAUGCAUAGACUUAAAAGAGCAUCAUGGCCUUUCUGCAACAUCAUUUAAAAAUCACUAAAUUUACUGCUCAGUGAGGUGUUUAGUUUGUUUCAUGUCCCACUGUUCUUACUGAAUUCAAUACUCUGGACUGAGAGCGCACAGACGAGCAAAGCAGGAUGUAAAAUAAGACUCAGCUGAUAUACAUUCACGACCUUUACCAACGAGAAAAAGUCCAUUAGAAAAUGAACAAUAAGAUAUAUCUUAGUUGUACAGGUUACUUGAUCCGUACCAGGAAUCAUGAUUUGACACAGGCAGAGAGCAACACCAUGUCACAGACUAGAACCUCAACGUUUCAUUUUCAAAAAGCAGGUUUUUUCAGCUGAUAAUAAAUGACCACCAUGCACUCUAUUAACUAUCAGUUUAUUAUCAUUAUUUCACCCUCUAAAUUGAGAAGAUUAAAUUGUUGCUCAGCACAUAUCGCAUGCUGUUUCCACUGAGUGCCCUGCAUCUCUUUCUGGUCUGAUACAUUUUGAUUCUGCGUCUUUUCAAAACGAUGCAACCUUCAUUAUUUUAAAUAUCGAUGGUAUCAAAAAGUAAAGGAAGCAUUUUUUUAAAAAUUGUAAAGAUCAUCGUCCAUAUUUUUAACCCAGAACUUCUCGAUAUAAGAAGCGAGAGAGUCACAGGUCAGCAAAUACAGAUGUUUCUCAAGUCCUUGAGGCGUCUCAUAAAUGUACUAAAGUAACCUGAUGACACUGAGCAGGGGAGAUGUUGCCUUUGUGUUUGUGGGCCGGAGUUGGUACUUAAAAACAAAGCAUGUACCCAACAUUGGGAGCCCAGGAAUUCUGUUUUUGUUGUCAUGGUUACAGAACAGGUAUUCAUUUUGUUGUAUUUGUAUUUUUUUUACUAGAAUCGUAUCAAAGUGUAAAAAAUGCUGGUAUCAUGGCGGCCCAGCAUCCAAACAACUAAUCAGAUCACAUUCAUGGAAACAAAUAUUUUCUCUCUUUUUUUUUUUUAACCAUAAAGAGAUUCUCCCGGUUUGAUGUCCCCUUGUCACUGUUUUUGUCUGAUAUAAUCAGAUGAGUUCAUGCAAACCACAAACCUGAUCCAACAUGAAGCAAACUCAUUGUUGGUUCCAUCUUUAACUUCAAAAGCAGAGAUUUCACUAAAUCUUUGAAUCCCAGUAUCGAGCAGCUGACUGUUACACAUGUGCAUCAGGUUAUUUUAAUUGAUCUAAUCUUUAGAAUAUAUUUUCCUAAACACGUCUACAGUGUCCCGUACUGUUGUGUAGUAAACAGAGGAGUCUGUUUUAGUAACAAACAGCUGUUGCUAAGGCAGCACUCUGACACCACAGUCUGCAUCGACUGUCCUCAUAAUAACGUGCAAUACAGCCACAAAGCUGAGACUUGAAUACUCAUUCAUUCAGACUCAACAGGGCUCUGUGAUUUAUUCUUCAUUAUGUUGAUUUGUUGUUAAAAUUCAUCGAGCACUUUUCUGCUUUUAGCCGGUUUGGCCUUGUACUGAACUGGCACCUUUUUUUUUUUUUUUUUUAAUUCAUCUGUAAUUUGUUUUGUACAGUUUUUAAAAAAUGUCGAUGUCUCACAUGAUUAAAGCCGACGCGAGUGAAUAGCUGAAAUUUGAAUGCCUUUACUCACAUGAACGGCUUCUGGAAAUCAUUCUCUUUCCACAGUAAUCCAACUUCCAAGUUCAGUACCCUCGGAAAAUUCAAGAUUCAUCCUUUCUCUGUUACAUGUCGUCAUUUUUUUUUUUUUCUGGUUCAAUAAUGCAUUUUAGUUUGUGUUCCUCAACUCAGUAACACUUCCGACUUUUAAAAUGUGUAGAGCUCCCCUCGCUGGUCGACCCGGUGGCGGCAGCACUGACACAUGUAGGACUGUAAGAAUUCAGACUGUUAACCAAUCACUCCACUCUCAACUCCACUGAUUCAUCAAAGCAUGCAACGUUUGAGGUCAUGGUUAAAGAUGAGAAUGUGACCUCACAUGACUUUGGGAAAUUAAAAUGUUGUUUUUUUUUAGUCCUGAGUCUGAAAACUCCAAAAUCAAAAGGUUGUUGUUCUUGUCUUGUUACUCCCUCAAGCAAACAAAACGUGUACUUCUGAGGUAUGUAACCUUUAAUCAAACACUGAUGUUUGAUGGUACAGCAGAUUAUAUUUACGGCUGUAAAGAAUUCACCUUUAAGACAGGAGCAGGUAUGGACCCACUGUUCAAAAUGUGAAGAUGUGAUUUAGGGCUAAAUUCAUUUUCUGAAUAACAGGCCUCUUUCUUUCUCUCUCUCUCUUUCUCUCUCUUUCUCUCUCUCUCUCUCUUUCUCUCUCUCUCUUUCUCUCUCUCCCUCGCUCUCUCUGAACUUGUUCUGUAGAUACAGUUAGAGCCGCGCUUUAAGGCUACAGUUCUGUUGUAAAGUGUGUUUGAAGACAUUGCUGUUAUCAACAAAAAGUUAACUUAUGGGCUGAAAUGACCUUAAUGAUCGACCUGCAAUCCUGCAUGUCUCCUAGGAAAUAAUGUGUGACACAAAAAUAAAGACUUCAACCUCUUUCAUA